AUGAUAAGCGCCAAACGGAACCUGCUGGUGGUUUUUCCGGGGGGUGGUUUCCCUUCAUUGGCACGUUCAGCAGGAUUGGUGGUGGACGCAUUGGGAAGGGGCAGUCAUCAUGGUGGACGGGGCGGUCAGUGCAAUUGUUUGAACGUGGAGAGUAGAGGACCGUCCUGGUUGGUGCCCCGAAGACACUUCGCCAUUGGCGUGUUCGAACGGAAGAAGCCUCAUAUGAAUAUUGGCACCAUUGGACAUGUGGACCACGGAAAGACUACCUUAACAGCAGCGAUAACAAAAGUGUGUGCAAAUUUAAACAGAGGUACAUUCAAGUCCUAUGAAGAAAUCGACAAGACUCCAGAAGAACAAAAGAGAGGAAUCACAAUAAAUGCCACUCAUGUAGAAUACGAAACAGAAAAAAGACAUUACAGUCAUAUAGAUUGCCCAGGACACUUAGAUUAUGUGAAGAAUAUGAUCACAGGUACUUCACAAAUGGAUGGGAGUAUCUUAGUGGUGUCUGCAUACGAUGGGUUAAUGCCACAGACGAAAGAACAUGUACUUCUGUCGAGGCAAAUAGGUAUUGAAAAAAUGAUUGUCUAUUUGAAUAAAAUGGACAUGUGUGAAGAUAAAGAGCUAGUCGAUUUAGUUGAAUUAGAAAUUAGGGAACUGUUAUCCUUUCACAAAUAUGAAGGAGAUAAUAUUCCUUUUAUUAAAGGGUCAGCUCUUAAAGCUUUAAAUGAUGAUCAGUCAGAGUAUGGAGUUCCUUCCAUCUUGAAGCUACUAGAUGCUUGUGAUAAUUAUAUUCAUGAACCCAAGAGGAAAAUGGAUUUACCAUUUCUCAUGAGCAUUGACGAUGUGUUGCAAAUCUCGGGCAAAGGGACAGUCGCCACAGGAAGAGUCGAGCAAGGAACUCUAAAACUUAAUGAUCCUGUGGAAAUCCUGGGCAUUAAAGAAAAGCCCAUUAAAACAGUUGUCACGGGUAUUGAAAUGUUUAGAAAAACGUUAGAUGCAGCUCAAGCUGGGGAUCAAAUUGGAGUCAUGUUGAAAAAUGUAAAAAGGAAUGACUUGUCUAGGGGGAUGGUAAUCACCAAGGUGCCUAACCUUAAGACAUACAAAUCGUUUGAAAGUGAUGUUUAUGUGUUGAAAAAUGAAGAGGGAGGUAGGAAAAAUCCAUUUGCUUCCUACUACAGACCACAGGCCUACAUACGAACGGCAGAUGUAAAUUGCGCAGUUAUUCUGAAUGAAGAUACGCAGGUCGCAAACCCAGGGGACAACAUCAAGUGCACCAUUGAGCUCAUGUACCCGCUCGCUCUGGCCAACGGGCUUCGCUUUUCCCUGCGCGAGGGCGGCAAGACCGUCGCCUCGGGCAUCAUCACGAAGGUCAUCUAG
This is a messenger RNA of Plasmodium fragile, 1377 nucleotides long. RefSeq names its product translation elongation factor Tu. Gene Ontology annotation, biological process: mitochondrial translational elongation. Gene Ontology annotation, molecular function: GTPase activity; GTP binding; translation elongation factor activity. The transcript has a single exon. The record is from RefSeq and is a predicted model, not a curated record. The coding region runs from base 1 to 1377 and encodes 458 amino acids. Gene Ontology annotation, cellular component: mitochondrion. NCBI's taxonomy places the organism in Eukaryota, Apicomplexa, Aconoidasida, Haemosporida, Plasmodiidae.